This is a messenger RNA of Tachysurus fulvidraco (yellow catfish), 9293 nucleotides long. It is a transcript of the gene jmjd1ca, whose product is annotated as jumonji domain containing 1Ca. Gene Ontology annotation, biological process: regulation of transcription by RNA polymerase II. Bases 313 to 7953 code for a protein of 2546 amino acids. Lineage: Eukaryota; Metazoa; Chordata; Actinopteri; Siluriformes; Bagridae. The transcript has 27 exons. The record is from RefSeq and is a predicted model, not a curated record. Gene Ontology annotation, cellular component: histone deacetylase complex; chromatin. Gene Ontology annotation, molecular function: histone H3K9 demethylase activity; chromatin DNA binding; transcription coregulator activity.
GAGAGAGAGAGAGAGAGAGAGAGAGAGAGAGAGAGAGAGAGAGAGAGAGACAGACCCGUAAUGACUGUUACUACUCUCAGUGUAAAUCAGUUUCACAGCGCGCGCGCACGCAGCUCUGUGGCUGGAGACCGUGGACUGGGAAUUUAAACCGGACACCCGGUUUUCUGUCAGUGUGACAAUUCCAACACCGUUAUUUCUUCAGUCGGGUUGUUUUAAUUCGUUUUGGAAUAUGAUUAUACGGUAGUCGGAGAGCUUUCUGGAAGUUAGUUGUCCAGCGGAUUUAGUGUUUGUGGCACUUUUUUCGGCGGGGACAUGGAGCUGGUGGGUCGGCGCUUCCUGUGCGUGAGCGCCGGAGAGGAGCGCGAGCUGGGCGGCGUGACGCGCUGGGGCUGGAGAGCAGGACUCAUCCGCGCUGUCACGAGCCGCCACACUGACAGCCCCACUUUAGCUGUGUGUGUGGAGUGGGACGGCGAGCCAUCAGCAGAGUGUAAAUGGAGGAGGCUAAGGGAGGAGUGGGAGGUGUUUGUGCUUGAGCAUGAGUUGGUAUGGGCCAAGCGGAACAGCACCUCACAGGAGAACAGCUCUCCACAGCCUGCACUGGUUUUCCAGCCCCUGAUUGGACAGGCACAUUUGGACGGGGUGGUAGUGGUGGAGUAUCUGUCAGAUAGAAAGCUGGAGUUCUACACAGAAAGAGAAGAGCUUCGUCCGUACGAGGGGGAAGCGGAUGGCGACAAAUCACCACUCAGAGAAGAUCUUUCAAGUCAUAUCCAGGCUUGGCUCAGACAUCGUCAGCUCCAGCACAUUCUUCAGCUAGGACACAGCAGUGUGAAGGGCCUCAGGGUAAAGGUGUUCAGACCCGAUUCCAAACCUCAGUGGAUCCAUGGUAUUGUUAGCCAUCAUGAUCACAGCAGAACCAUGACUGUUGUGAGCGACCAGGUAGCAGAAACUCUAAGUGUCGACCCAGCACUCACGCAUGUGCUGGUUCUGGACGACAUUAGCCAGUUGUUAUUAGUGGAAGACAAUGCAGCAAAAAAUUGUAAACCUCACACUAACAAGAUCAGCAGCAUCACCGUGAAUGCAGGAAACGGGCCAAAAAACAAUACAGGAACAGACCAGGUGUGUAGCGCAGGGCCAGUGCAGAGGAAACAGCCAGAGCUGUGCAGAGAGAACACCAACUGCAGCCUGACAGAGGACGACACAGACAGGAUGAGGGAGGAGAACAGUGCUGAUGAAGCAAGAGCAGAUUCCUCAAAGAGCAGGAUCAACUGUGGUGAGAGAAAGAAGAGGAAAGCAGGGGACACGGAAAAGCAGGAUGAUAAAGACAGUAGAAGUGCUGGGUUAAAGAGGCCGAAGGGUAACUUUGGAUCUGACCAGUCAGAGUGCAGUGAUUCGGAGAGUGACAUUAUGGAUACAAAAAUCCUCGAGAGAAAUUGUUCAAAGAAACCAGGUGAUUGCAAAACAGUCAACAAUCCUGCAGCACAUUUAGGACUUGACAGGAAGGCUCACUCGUCUCCCAAAAGCAUAGAACGUUCUUCUUGUCAGUUAGCAGAGAUUGAAUGCCAGAAAGGAGGGAAAGUCAUGCCCUUGCAGGGUCAUUUAUCCAGCACACCCUGCAAUGGAGUGUACCAAACAAUCAAUUCACUACCCUCCACCAUGGGUCUGGGCUGUAAUAAAGCAGAGAUGGAACACGGAGAUGGAGUGAUGGAGAUGAAGGACCAGAGUGAAGGUGCAUCACAAGAGGACUGUGAAGCUGUCUCUGCACUAUUGGCAUCCCAAGAGAAUGAGCAAAUGGUUUCAUUGGAGACAGCUUGUGUGUUAUUACACACGUCACCACCAGUGUGUGAGGGGGUUGAUGGUGAACAGGAGAUUCCACCAGGUGAACCAGCAGUCAAGAUGUCCAAUUUGACAUGCCCAGAGGUCAUUACAUCCAGCUGUGACUCAGCAGAUGCGGCAGAAUUAAAGUCAAGUCAGUGUCCUGAAGCUACUAGUCCGAGAAACGAUGCUGCUCUUGCUUCAGAAAUUACCCAAAAGACAACUGUACUUCUAAGUUCUUGCUCCUCUCUUGAGGUGAUUUCCAAGCCACCAGAGGUUACAGAGGUUUCCAGGCUGAAGUGCAAUGUCUCUCCUCAAGAUAUCAAAAUUGAAGAGAGCAGUUUGCACUCAAAAGUCAUCACAGAUAAAGUUCUUAGUGGCUUUAAAAGCACACAUGGUUCCAAAGUGACCCCUACACCAACACUUCAUCAGCAUAAUACCUCCUCUCCUAGCACAACAGACACAAAGAUUCAGUCAAGGACCUCCCCUCAAAAUGUUGCUCAUAAUCUUAAUCACACACCUACCCCAGACAAAUUAACAAAAAGCUCACUGAUCGUUGAUAGAAAUGAGCCUUUCACGGUCUAUCGAGACCCAGCACUUGUGAGGAGAGAACUGGAGAGCCUCUCUACCUAUGUCCAACCCCCACACACCCCGCCUAGUCUCCAUUCAAAACACCAUCUGAAGAGCUCAUCUCCCUCCUCCAGCCCCCCCAGCCUCACAUGCACCACCUCACACACGAUCCUGAGUCCCGCUGCACACCUCUCACCUCUUCCCCUACCUUCCCAGUCUCCUUUAUGCUCUGCUCACCCAUCCAUUCCCCACCCUCACCUGCUUCCAUCUCUCCUGCCCGGUUUGCCCCCAUCCUCAGCACUCCUGGCUGGACAUGGUCGGCUGGGACCUCUGGGUCUCCCCCCCCACCCAUUAGCCCUACAGGGAACACCAUCUCUCCUAGGCCAGGGCCCAGGAACAGCUUCCCUGGCACCAAUGGGUCUGUACCCAGUCCUCUGGCCCCCUUUUCCUAAUGGAGUGCAUAGCUAUGGUCUGGGAAUACCAGGGUCCAAGUGGACACCAUCAGAGACUGCAGGAAUUUCUGAGAUUAGCCUGAGGAGGAAUACACCAAGCCCUUGGGUCCCUCAGACCUCUCCUGUAACCAUUGCAGAAAGUCAGGGUUUACGACCCCCAUUGCCUGUACGGCCCUCAAGCGCUGAACCUCAGAGACCAUCCAGGAGCUCCCAGCCCAGCAUCCAUAGCUCUAAAAGCACAGAGGAACAAAAGAGGACUGCAUUUACAGAAACACAAAGCCCCACUGAUGUGCUACUGAAGCCUGAACAGGAGUGUGUGAGGGCAGUAGUGAGAAAGAAUGGACACACGUCCCACACCACAGUCACCGAGUCACCUUCUGCACACUCCAAACAGCCUCAGUUGGUAUAUGACCUCACAGGUGACCGCACCAGCUGCUACCAGGAGGAGAAUCGGCGCAUACUACAGGAGAGUAUUGAAGUAGCACCCUUCACUGCUAAACUCAGCUCAGACAGAGAACCCUAUCCUAAAAGCCCCACUCCUUCACUACAUUUCAAAGAGAAAGAGAAAGAGCGACACCGUGAGAGAGAGAUGCACGUGUUCAGACAGAGCAUGCCUCCCAGGUUGCAAUCGGCACAGCCUUCACCAACACUCACUCAGAGUAGUUACUACAUUCCAGCCGCUGGCAGUGUGGAGAACAAGGCUUCUGCCCGCAGAGCUCCACCCAGCAAGGAGCUGUAUGAGAGACUGAGUUCCCCCAAUACUACUUCCUCUGUCCUCUCUUCAAAUAGUACACAGAGCACAAUGAAGGGUAGACCUCCACCUCUUGUCAAACGCAACAUUGAGAGAGAGGAAGGUCUCCUGGGCAAGAUUACAGAGCAGGUGAUCUCAAAAUCUAUCUCACUGGACCCACUGGAUGUCAGUAACAUGGAGAGAAAAGGCUCCUCUGCCUCACUUAUUUCUGUCUCUUCUUCUUCCUAUUCUUCUUCUCGUGUUGUACACUCACUGCACAGGGCCCCCAUCUUCCACCCCCCAGCUUUACCCACUGUGACAUCUAAAGAGUCAGGGCAAGGUAGGUUGUCACCACCUACCCUGACACCUGUCCAGCCAAUGAGCUUAUUUGGAAAGGGUCAAAAUCAACACAGGCCACCCACACUGAUGCCCGAGCUCAGACACGGGGCGGUUGCUGGAAAGAAAGCAGCUCCUAUAACCAUUGCACAAAAAAGUUAUGAUUUGCAGAGGGGUGGAGGUUUGCACAACCGAGAAAGAAAGGUAGGAGGUCAUACAACCAAUGGAGGAUUGGUGAAUACACAGGUCGCCACUGCUUCUGUUAUUGUUCGUUCUUCUGGGUACAUGGACACAUCUGUGAACCACAAUAUUACUGAAAGAUCACAUUCCCAAUUUCAUUGUGACCAUGUGCGAACAUUUGAAGCUUUGCCAAGCACACACUCAAAGGAUGGAAAUGGUCAGUGUAAGAGGGGCAUCCUCUGGACCCCUGUAGACACCAUACACCCUGCUAACAUGGUCGCAUUGAAACAGGACCAUAGCACACCUUUGAACAUGACUAAAAAUAUGAGUACGCAUUUUUCAAAUCGUGGAGUAAAAUAUUCUGUAAAUAUGCAGUCACCACACUCAAGAAUAGAUUUGGUAUCUGGUCAGAGUGAAAAGGAGAAGGAGGAAAUUAGUAGAGUUGUUCAGCCUAAGAUGAAUCUCCCCUGUUUCCCCCUUAGAGACGUCCCCCAUGUAAAGAAACGCAGAGCUGGACUAGCUGCUUUAGAGCCAAUGCAAAAUAUGCUUGCAGUCCAGCCAUUGCACACUACAGAGACUUUCAAUGCUACCAAGAGUAGACACAGUUGCACUACACACAGUACACAUAACAAAUGCACUGCACACACUCUGGACCAACAUAAAGAGUCUAUAGUCCAUCCUAACACACCCAAAUAUCCCAGGUUAGCCCCUGAGGUCACUGGAGUUGUAGCUAACAAACCAAGUUCAGUGGCAAAAGUUCAGCCACUGUCACUUUCAGUCCCUUCUAUCCAACCUGCCCAGUCUAAUAAUUACCACAAACUUAAAAAAGCUUGGCUUACUCGUCACUCUGAGCAGUACAAAGGCAGUGCCACCCCAGAGACAGCAGGGGGCAGUACCACACUAACCACCACAACCACUGUCUCUUUAUCAAUCAAACAGGAGGUGAAUGGACUGGAGCGAAAAUGGCCCACACAAGAGGGCAAAGAACAUUUUCUGGAUAGAAAAACUAGAACUCUAGACAGGAAGCCUAAUGGAAGCAAUGCUUUGUCUAAUACAGAUGAUAAAAAAACACCUCUCACCGGAGAUAAUAAAAUUACUUCAGAAAACAUGAAGCCCACCAUGGACAGAAAUAGCAUCUUGCAUGGUAAGAAGACUAAUAUUCAGAAUAAGAAACUAUGCAUUAAUAUAAGGAAGCCAAACCCAACAGACUUAAAGCUAGAGAAGGAUCUUCAUGAAGAGACACAGAUCUUUCAGUCCAGUUUUGAAAGUGAGAGUGGAGGGGACUCAGGCAGUGAAAGUGAAUGUCACAGAUCUGACUCAGCUAGCAUACACCGGUACAAACCUUCAUUCAAGAAGAAGCAAAAUGAUCAGAGAAAGCAGAGAGGUGAGAAUGAGAAAGUGCAUGACGAGGAAGAGGGAGAAGAGGAUGAGGGGAAACUUCAUGACAUCAUCCAGACUUCCAAAGAGAAAUCUCAGCACAGGAUGCCUAGCAAUGGUAUUCCUCGUUCAGUUCUAAAGGACUGGAGGAAGGUGAGAAAGCUGAAGCAGAGUGGUGAGGCCUUCUUGCAGGAUGACUCAUGUGCAGAGAUUGGAGCAAACGUGCAAAAAUGCCGGGAAUGCCGAUUGGACCGCUCACGCAAGUCCCAAGAGCCUGUUUUUUCACCUGUCUUCUGUCGCUUCUACUACUUUCGCAGACUAUCAUACAGCAAGAACGGAGUAGUGCGUGUAGAUGGCUUCUCUGUUGUUGAGGACACUGAUGAAGAAGCAGUGCGGGUGUGGGUGGCAGGAUUUGAGGCUGAAGAGGACCACAAGCAAAAGGAGAUGGAGCUAGACACAGCCAAAUACAUUCUGACACUCAUAGGAGACAAGUUUUGUCAACUUAUCAAGACAGAAAUCACUGCUGUCACAUGGGUUAAGAAAGACAGUGAGUGUGUCUAUGUGCAUAUGAACAUAUUCCAGGUGAUGUGGAAACGAGCGGUAAGAGGUGUGAGAGAGAUGUGUGACGCAUGUGAGGCCACUCUGUUUAAUAUACAUUGGGCCUGUCACAAAUGUGGCUUUGUGGUGUGCAUGGACUGCUACAAAGCCCGUGAGAGGAAGAGUGCCAAAGAUAAAGAGCUGUAUGCCUGGGUCAGAUGUGUGAAAAACCAGCCACAUGACCUAAAGAACCUAAUGCCUACUCAGAUAGUCCCAGAGAGAGUGUUAGCAGAUCUGCAGAGCACAAUGCAUUCUAUAAGGAGAGAAUACGGCAUUCCCUCUCAGUGCUCUUGUUUUGGAAGCAGUGCCUUCCUUUCCAGAUCCACCAUCUCUAACGGCCUCUUGCAGCUUUCUGAGAGAACACAAUGCGACUUGAAAAGCCAGCAGCAAAAUCAGCAGAAGACCACACAGAACACUGCUCACAAGAUCUCCACAGAGAGAAAAGCUGGAAAACUGCGGCUGGGAUCCACUGGGCCUGGAAUAGUCUUUGCACCAGUUUAUAGCAGCAUUGAACAGACUGCUCAGAAAACUCGCAUGCCCAACCUUCUGGAUGACAUUAUUGCCUCAGUAGUAGAGAACAAAAUUCCUGCCUCAAAGAUGACUAAACUUGAGUUGAAUCAGGAUUUGCUGACAGAGAAGGCAGAAGAGCUGGUGCUAAAGGAGGAGAAGCCUAUUCGAAUCCCACUGGCUGACCCACAUACCAGUGUUCCACAUGAUUGGAUAGGCAGACACCGGUUGCUUUGGCUUAAAGAUUACCAUCACCAAGGCAACCAGAGAUUGUUCAAAGAGAACUGGACACAGGAGCAGCCAGUGCUGGUCUCUGGCCUGCACAAGAGUUUGAAUGCCAGUUUGUGGAAGCCAGAGCACUUUAGCAGAGAAUUCUCAGCACUCCAUAGUGAUUUCUAUAAUUGUCGUGAUGGGAGCAUCAUAAACACCUGCGUCAAGGAAUUUUGGGAUGGAUUUGAGGAUGUGUCAAAGAGAACUAAUUCUGCUAAAGGUGAGCCUGCAGUAUACAGACUGAAGGACUGGCCAUCUGGGGAAGAGUUUCUGGCACUCAUGCCAUCCAGGCAUGAAGAUGUUAUGAGGUUGUUGCCAGUCCCAGAAUACACUGGACCAGAUGGCACCCUUAACUUGGCCUCCCGCCUUCCUUCAUUCUUUAUCCGGCCAGACCUGGGUCCUCGACUCUGCUGCGCACAUGGUGUGACAGCAUGCCCAGAGCAGGACUUUGGGACCAGCAAUCUUCAUGUUGAAAUCUCAGACACUAUGAGUGUUCUGGUCUACGUGGGUGUAGCCAAGGGCAAUGGAGCUCUCUCCAAGUCAGGGCUUUUGAAGCUCUUAGAGAAACAGGAUCUGGAUGAGAGUGCAAACAAGAGGUUGAGAGAUCCCAAUGAAACUCCAGGUGCACUGUGGCACAUCUACCUAAGUAAAGAUCUCCAUAAGAUCCAAGAAUUCCUCCAAACGGUAGCAAUGGAGCGUGCUGAGGCAGAUGCAGAGGCUGACUCUGAGGCUGAAUGGGAAAGUGAGGCAGACCCCCUUCGUGAGGGAAGCUGGUACCUAAGCCCAAAGCUGCGACAGAGGCUGCUGGACGAACACGGUGUGGAGAGUCGCACACUGUUGCAGUUCCACGGAGACACUGUGAUUAUCCCUGCCGGAGCCCUGCACCAGGUGAUGAAUUUGCACAGUUGCAUUCAGGUUAACGUGGACUUUGUGUCCCCUGAACAUGCCCAUAAUUCGUACUACCUGACUCAGGAGCUCCGUCCUCUUAAAGACCAAGUUAAUUAUGAAGACAAGUUACAGGUGAAGAACAUCUUCUACCACUCGGUGAAGGACGCUGUGGCUGCUCUGAGCCGGUACUUGAAAGAGCAGAGCGCAAAAGAGGUGAAGGAGGAAGAAUGCUGACGGCAUUCAUGCUCACUCUGUGAGCAUUGCGCCAGGUGCAGACAAUAUCCAGUUCCUUCAGAAGCAAAAUACUUUUCUGAGAACUUCUGAGACGUCUGGAGUUGCACAUUUCACAUCAAUGACCAUAAACACUAUUUUGCUUCAAUGCAAGGACCCAUCACUUUCCUCAUGAUGUCACCAUAUUCUGUUUGAUUAUUGUUACUAUAUCUUCUCCAGAGCUCAGCCCCACCCCAAUAUCUUCCUGCUUGGCCUGGAAGUGAGGUGAGAGGCUGAGACAUGUCUGAACAGUGGAACAGAGGAAGAUGAUCUCUAUCUACUGAGCAGGUAGCUGCAGUUGCUAAGGAGGUAGAGAGAUGAACUGCUAAGCACAGCACUUUUGAGCUCUCACAUGCUAUAGGCUGUGGAUAACCCAUGCAAAAGAACAACCACAAAAGCAUUUUUCUUCUGACGAAUGAUGCUCUGAGGCUUAUUUUUAAAUCAGUAGUUAUUGUGCUGCUAACUGUUAGCUACACUGUCUGCUGAGGUACAGACCAUCGGAAGAGCAGCUAGGCUAACACAGCCAUAGCAGCAUUCCUUUACAUGUCUGCCAACUCCAAGCUGUUUGCUUUUAUUGUUUAUGUUUAAAGGUGAUAUUAAAUUAUUAACAGUUUGGCUGGUAUUCACUGUGCAGAAGGAGAAUAUAAAGGAAUUUGCAGUAUAUCGUGUUUGUUUAAAAAAAGUUUCUUGUGAAAUUUUCAGCUGAAAUAUAAUAUGUAAAUAGCAGAAUAUACAUAUAUAAUAUAUUAAUUAUGAUUUUUCUAUAACAUGGUGUGCUUUAUUUGCUGUAUGUGUUGUUUGCUACUGUAUGUACAUUGAAGCUAAGAGAUGUUUUACAUUUUCCAUUAAAAAUGGAAUCAAUCAAGAACGGGUAUUUUGUGCCGAUUUUGUGUGUAAAAUAAUACCUCAGCACGCACUUUAAAAUAAAAUUUAUUUUUGACAAUUUUAAUUUUAACAAAUUUAAACCUUAACAUUUUUAGAAUGAAAACUAUGGUGUUUUAAUUUAGUUACUGUAAAUAGAAAUAUGCAUUUUCAUCAGGUUAAUAUAGUCAUCAUUUAAAUUGCUGCUAAAUGUAUUGAUUGCUGUAUACUGUAUGUGUUUAGUACCAGCUGGUUCUGGAAACCCCCAGGAUUUUGUGGAGUCUUUGUGCUAAAAUGUGAAUACAGCCCAUAGACCUCAAUGUUCAUACGUGUGAAUGGUUUGAAUUCAAACCCCAAAUAAAACUAUAAUUAAUGUCAACUUCAAACUCAUGACAGUUUAUUUAAAAAUGUGCAAUAAACUGGCCAGAUAUUAUUCAAAUGAU